Vespula vulgaris is the source of this 4750-nucleotide messenger RNA. Its product is annotated as lachesin-like. The transcript has 9 exons. The record is from RefSeq and is a predicted model, not a curated record. NCBI's taxonomy places the organism in Eukaryota, Metazoa, Arthropoda, Insecta, Hymenoptera, Vespidae. Bases 2716 to 4104 code for a protein of 462 amino acids. Gene Ontology annotation, cellular component: neuron projection.
CGUAAUACCUAUACAACGUAAUUUCACGAACGAUUCUUAACGAUCGUCCACGGCUAUUGAUAUAUUUGUUUUUUCUUUCUUUUAUUAUUAUUUAUUUUUUUUUUUUUUUUUAAGCGAUCUAAUCAAAAUUUGAUGCAGCGAGAUAUUUUGUCGGAAAUGUCGCGUGAAUUUCGUUGCACCGAGAUUUAGUAUGUAAUUUUCAUCGGCAUUAAAAAUGAAUUUAUUUGUUUAUUCACAUCGUGCUUUCGAGCGGCACAUCGACGCGAGCACGCAAAUGUAGCGGUUCGUUGAACUCGUAGGUGAAUAUUACCGAGCGUGCUAAAAAAGAAGAACGAACGAGAGAUAUGCGUUGUAAAUGCAACGAAAAUGCGUUUGAUUCGGACCUCGCAUUAGCAUCGUUUUGACGAACGAAAGAUCCGUCUCGAAGGUCAGAAUUUCGUUCUUCUCUCCUUCCCUUUCUCUCGUUGUCCACGCUUAUCGAUCGGCGUACUACGAACUCGAACAAAAAAUUGUUUUUAUUUUGGCGAAGAGCGAUAACGAAGCUCGUUACGAUAUCGCCCCUUUCUUUUCUCUCUCGAUUUAUUUUCUUUCUCGAGAGAGAAGGAGGAGUCGAGAGGAAAAGGCGAGCAACGUCGGAUCGACGCGGUCUAACCCAAGGUCGAGAUCCAACGCCUUUCAACGACGUUGACGUCGGUAUUCGCGAACUUUGCUAGAUACGCGGCCACGUUGUGCCCGUCAUUUCCAGACGAUCGCUUUCGUCUUUCUUUGACCUUUGACCACGAUGCUCGAAGAAAACUCAACGGCUCUUCUUUAGAUCCGUGUGGCUGAAAACGCAAAGACCGAAAAGUCCCCUUAUCCCUUUUAAUCCUUUGCCGUAAAAUGUUCUUUGACACGUCACGCGCGCUACAUCAUACAUCGGUGCGAAACGUUGGACGUCCAGGUACACCGCAUAGCAAAGUGAAAGGAGUAGCAUUGCAUUCUCGAUAAAAUUACAUUCUCGUUCGUACUUUAAGAAGAAUCGAAAGAUAUCUGCGAUUAAAUGUAUCGUCGAUCGGUCGUACGAAAUACCUACGAGCUGGAACAACGAUCCGGAAGAUCGAUGGAUCUAUGCGAAAGUAUCUCGAGUCAAAUUUGCGAGAACAGUCGCAAACAGGAAGGAUACUUUUGGGAAGGAAGAACGAGAGAAAGGAGAAGGAGUGGGCAACGUCAUCGAAGAAAGAAAAAGAAAAGUAGAAAGAGAGAUCGAAGGAAAGGGAGUCGAUCUCCGGAACGGUGGGUAGAGGAUGAGAUAGAGGAGCGGAGUCAGGAGUAGCAAUAGCAGCAGCAGUAGCAGCAGCAGCAACAACACCGGCAGUAGCAGCAGUGGCAGCAGCAGUGCCCGGGCAUCAGGGCACGGGCUUUCGUUGGCGCUUGCGCCGCGAGAGAGACGUUUUCCCCGUGCGACGGCUUGUACCUGCAGGAGAGGAAGAAGAAGGGUGCGAGAUAGAAAGAAAGAGGGAGAGAGGGAGAGAGAGAGAGAGAGAGAAGGAAGGGAAUACCCGUACGAAGUUUAUCGGCGGCGAGCAACGGAGGGUGGUCCUCGCAUAGGUAGAGAGAAGGAGGAUGAUAGUGGUGGUAGUAUUAGUAGUAGUAGGUAGGUAGGUAGGUAGGUAGGUAGGUAGGCUGGCUGGCUGGCUGGAGUAGGAGAGAUCGACGGCGGUUGGCGGUAGUGGUGGUGGUGGUGGUGGCGGUGCUCCGAGGAGUCGGAGGUGGAGGAUCGCCGAGCGUACUCAGUACUCCGAGGCUUUUGAAGAGCAGGCAGGCAGCAGUCUACGGCCCGGGACAGAGGGACCAGGACCGGCCUCGAGAGAAGGAGGAGGUGGUGCGCGGUGGUGGUGGUGGCGGAGAGGAGAGGAGAGGAGGAGGAGGUGGAGGCCGAGGAUUUCUUUCGUCGUCAUCGUCGUCGUCGUCCUGCGAGAUCUGAAACCUAUAACGAACUGUUCUGCACGUUGUCGUAUAUUUAUUCGCGCGAGACAGAACCAGACUGGACGAUUCUUCUCUCUCUCGUACGAACUCAAGAGAGAGAGAGAGAGAGAGAGAGAGAGAGGAAUAGCGUGUUUUUGAUUAUCGUGUGCUCGUGACCUUGGGACAGAGUUGGCUCGCUUCGUCUAGCGUUUCGCGUGGUUAUCACGUUGUCUCGUGUCGUCGUUCGCUUCCUUCGCGCUCCUUCCAACUCGUCUCUCGCCGAGAAUAAGAGAACACAGAGGCAAGAAAACGCCGGAGGCAGAAAGCAAAAGCGGAGAAGCGAAAGCGAAACCAGCGGGAAGCGGGAAGCGGGAAGUUGCAGGCGGCAAGCGCGGUGAGGUUAACCGCGUACUUCCUCGUGGAAGUAGUCGAAGACAAGCGGCGAAGGAGAUGUGCGGAGUCGUUUGGCCGGGAGCUGCACGGAGCACGUGCCACGCACGCAGAAGGCGCUCCAGGCGACAUCAGGUGCGCUAAUCCGGGACGCAAGAGGGGAAGUAAGAGAGAGAACGUUCAAUCUGUCGUCUCCUUCCCAACUCCUCUUUCUUUCUUUCUCUCUCUUUCUCCUCCUCCUCCUCCUUUCCCUCCCCCUCCUCCCCCCUUCCUUUCUUUCCCAUAUCCGCGCGAAUCUCAAUUUCUCGAUCGCACGAUCCUUUUCCUCCCCGCUCGUCGAUCGGUGAAUCGUUCUCGAGUGUCUCGAGUGUGAACUCAGGAAUGAGUGGCCAAACUCGUCGUUCUGCUUGUAUCGUCGAGGAGGAAGCAAGAGCCGACAGGACGGUCCAGAUGAUCCUUGUGCUCGCGGCCAUCGUCACGUUCCUCGGCGUCGAUGGCAUGGGACACGCCGUCGUUGCAGCUUAUCCCGCCGUUGGACACGUCUCUACCGGCAAAACGGCGUUUCAUCAAGAAUCGUUAAGCCUAAAUAUCGGACCGAUCAUCGUCGCCCCCGUUGGAAAUCAAACCGCUGCGGUCGGUCGAGAAGUAGUUUUCUCCUGCAGCGUUCGAAACAUCGGAAAGUUCAAGGUCGCAUGGUUGCGAGCCUCCGACCAGACGGUUCUGACGGUCCACACGAGAACGGUGACGCACAAUGCGCGUAUCUCGGUCUCCUACGAGACCGGCAGUAAUCCCGGCUCCGGUGCUACGUCCGGCGCCUUCGGUGUGACAGGAAGUAGCCAAGCUACGGAGGAAGUCGUCAACGGCACGUGGCGCUUGCACAUUCGUCAGUUGAAGGAGUCCGACAGGGAUUGCUACAUGUGCCAGAUCAACACCAGUCCGAUGAAAUCCGAGUUGGGUUGCGUCGACAUACUCGUUCCACCGGACAUAGUAUACGGAGGUGAGACCACGGCGGAUCUAGCAGUUUCGGAGGGUGACAACGCGACCUUGAGCUGCAGAGCGACCGGCCGACCAACUCCAAGAGUGUCAUGGCGACGAGAGGACGGCGACACCAUUUUCAUAAGGGCCUCUUCUACCGGUGGAAGCACUUUCGAGAAGCACGAGAACUACAACGGUUCCCUCCUGCAAUUCCAUCGCGUCGAGAGACGACAAAUGGGGGUGUAUCUCUGCAUCGCCAGCAACGACGUGCCGCCGGCCGUUAGCAAGCGAGUGACGCUCGCCGUGAAUUUCGCACCCACCGUGACGGUACCCAAUCAGCUACUAGGCGCACCUUUGGGCACCGAGGUAACAUUGAAGUGUUACGUCGAGGCUUUCCCAAACACGAUUAAUUAUUGGGUGAAAAAUCAUCGUGGGACGAACGAUGAGAUGCUGCUAGAGGGACCGAAGUACAGCGUUCGCGAGGAACGAUCGGGUUAUAAAGUCCUAAUGGAGUUGGCGAUCAAAGGAUUCACGGAACAGGAUGUGGGCAGCUACAAAUGCAUCUCUACCAACAGUCUUGGCCGGGCCGAUGGUACCUUAAGAUUGUACGAGAUCAAAAUCGGCUUUGACAGAACGUCUCGUGGGAAGGACCACGUGUCUAUCAUAGGCGGUUUAGCAGAAGCCGCUCAGAGUUCCGGUGCAAGCAAUGCCGGUGGAAGAGCUCCGGGAUACACUAGCAGCUUGUCGCAUAUUCUGUCGAUGUUUCUCUUCAUACCAGUACUCUGGCCACGGUGAAGAAGGCAUCCCUUCCUGUUCACUGCAAAGUUGCUGAGUACCGGAUGAUUGUGUGCCAAAAAGAGGUUUCUCGAAAGGGCGAAAAAUACGCGAAAGUGUCGUUCGAGCACGAGGAGUAUGCGUGCGCGCGCGCGCGUAUGUGUGUGUGUGUGUAUAUGUAUGUAUGUGUGCAUAUUUGUAUGAUGUAAAAGAAAAAAAACAAGAAGGAGCGAGGAAACGCGAAGAAUGUGAGAGAAAGAGAGAGCGAGAGAGGAGAGAGAGAGAGAGAGAGAGAGAGAGAGAGAAAGUAAGAAUAAGAAAGGCUCUUCCUAUCUUCCUUUUCCUACUCCCACGCGCCGAACGAGGAAUCUUAGAUCAAUGGAUGUUUGUCAGUGUACGCGUUUCGACGUAGAUUUGCAAAUCGCCAAAAAUCAAUGAGAAGAUCGCGAUAAGCGAUGAUAAGCUAUAUAGCUCUCGUGGGAGGGAGAGAAAACUCGCCGCCAAAAAAGGGAUCGUGCGAUCAUGCUUGGUCCUUUUUAAUCAUGCUUAAAUACACAAAUUGUCGAUAAUAAUUAAACGAUCAUUUUGUCAUUGAUAUAAGCGCUGGGGACGUUUUAGACGUCUCGAAAAUCGAUGUUUCGAAAUAAAAAAGAAAAGAAAAAAUAAA